Messenger RNA from Trichoderma aggressivum f. europaeum, 1755 nucleotides. RefSeq lists its product as uncharacterized. The coding region runs from base 1 to 1755 and encodes 584 amino acids. The transcript has 2 exons. The record is from RefSeq and is a predicted model, not a curated record. Lineage: Eukaryota; Fungi; Ascomycota; Sordariomycetes; Hypocreales; Hypocreaceae.
AUGGUUUAUGACUGGGAGAAGUACAAGGAAGUCAUCUUCCAGCGGUUCAUCAAAGAUGGCUGGGAUUUGCCACAGGUCAUGAACCAUCUGCGCAGCGAGUAUAACUUCGAGCCCAAGAGACGAUCAUUGCAGGUUAAACUCUCGGAUUGGGGCUAUCUCAAGUCACUGCACAAAGUCAAGCCCGCCCUGUCGCUGGAUCGGGUCACGGAGCUGUGGAAUCAGAACUUGUCGUAUCGAAAGAUAACCCAACAGCUCCGACAAGAGAGCAUUGAAGUGACUGAACGAGAAGUUACCAAAUUUUGCAAGGCCAACGGGUUGUACAAUGGUCAAGGGGCCAGAGCUAGGUCCAAGUCCAUCCAAAGCGACAUGUCACAGCUCUCGCCUUUGAGCUUCCCUGACGGCGCUUACUCGGAAGAUGAAUCCAUGGUGCUUCGUCGCACUUCUUCUGCAUCAUCAUCUGGGUAUUUUUAUCCAACAUCUGGGGAAUCUCGCCCUGCAAAGCGACCAAACAGGAUCAAGGCGUCCCCUUUACGUCGUCGCAAGUCUGAAAUGACUCUGACGGAGGCCAAAAGCAUACUGGGAAUAGACGAAGAACAAAUUACGACACUCCGCGACACUUUUGCGGCUAUCUGCAACGACAGUGGUAUUCGCUCAAAAUCCCACACAACGGGAAAAUGGGAGGGAGCAAUAACACAGCUGUUGCACCAGCACCCUGAAUUGUACAAAAGAGUGUUAACGUUUCCUGAGAACAUCGAGAGAAAGCGGAGAGCCUUGGAUACCAUAUGCAGGAAUUUUGCAAAGACGGAGCGUUUGGGGCCAAAGAUGACGCAAACGGACGCCAAGAAUGCCUUGGGGUUAAAUCCUGAAGAGGCCAGGGAGGCACGAGAGAUCUUGAGUAACUUUCUCAAAAUGGGAGGGUUCGCCGAUAAGCUCGCUGUGACUCCCACGACCGAUAAUUGGAAGGUGUUGAUGGACCGCUGGGGCGCCCUGCACGACAAGAUUGACAAGGCUUGGAUCGAAGCACGCCAGGAUCCAGACGGGAAGAAACAAAAGGCGUUGGCUGUGUUGUCGCGGGACGUCUUGAAGAGGCUCCGCGAUGAUCGCCCUUCUCGACAAUCCAAAAAGGGGCGCUUCGAUGAGAUGGAUACGCCAGACUCAAACCAGCCUCUUGUCGACAACACGGGCCAGGGCUUUUACACUGCGGAGAUGGAAACCCAGUCACAGCAAAGUCCUCUGUCGUCCUUUGAUGGAGCAGGCAUGGAAGGUUAUGCACCAAUGAAGACGUUUGGCAAUGUGGCUGAGAGUCCAUAUACUUUCCAGGCAACGUCGAGCCCUGACACCAGCGCCAUGAGUCCUUAUCUGCCGGUUCAGCCUGCGUUUGGGAAUACAAUGUUUCCCUUUCAUACAACGCAGACACUGACUCCUCCCAUGUUUGGUUUCCACGGGAACUCGAGCAUGUCGUUGCCCGGGACGUCACAGUAUCAGCCUCCGCCUCAGUCUCCGCUCCCCAGAUUUGCGCACGCGAGCUUCACGGGUGCUCCCGAUGCCACUCAGGCACAUGGCAAUGCGCCAUUUCAUGCCAUAGCCUCAGGGCAGUGGAACGCCGUUGACGACACGCCUGGCCUGCUGGGGGGGCCACUCGACGGUGGCUCUGACGGUACCAUGACGCUCGGUAACGGUCACGGUCACUUUGAACCCCAUGCGUGGUCUCAGGCGUCCAUGCAUGGAACGAUACCUGCAUUUUGGCCACAGUAG